AUGGAAUGUUUCUCAGCUGAAGGAGGUAGCAGUCAUGGCACACUUUUUUAUUUUCUUGUGUUGCAGGCGUCUGUAGAGGCUUCUGGCGAAAUCGCAUUAUGCAAGACUGGAUUUCCUGAAGAUGUUUACAGUGCCGUCUUAUCGAAGGAUGUGCAUGAAGGACAGCCUCUUCUCAAUGUGAACUUUAGCAACUGCAAUGGCAAAAGAAAAGUCCAGUAUGAAAGUAGUGAACCGGCAGACUUCAAGGUGGAUGAGGAGGGCGUGGUAUAUGCCGUGAGAAGCUUUGCACUCUCUUCUGAGCAUGCUAAGUUCCUGAUCUAUGCCCAGGACAAGGAGACCCAGGAAAAAUGGCAAGUGGCAGUGAAGUUGAGCCUCAAACCAGCCUUAACUGAGGAGUCAGCCCAGGAAUCUCAUGAAAUUGAAGAAAUAGUGUUCCCAAGACAAUCCAUCAAGCACACCGGCUCCCUGCAAAGGCAGAAGAGAGACUGGGUCAUCCCUCCGAUCAACUUGCCCGAAAACUCCAGAGGACCUUUUCCUCAGGAGCUCGUCAGGAUCAGGUCUGAUAGAGAUAAAAACCUCUCACUGCGGUACAGCGUCACUGGGCCAGGAGCUGACCAGCCUCCAACCGGCAUCUUCAUUAUCAACCCCAUCUCGGGUCAGCUGUCAGUGACCAAGCCCCUGGAUCGCGAGCUGAUAGCCCGGUUUCAUUUGAGGGCACAUGCAGUAGAUAUUAAUGGCAAUCAGGUGGAGAACCCAAUUGACAUUGUCAUCAAUGUUAUUGACAUGAAUGAUAAUAGACCUGAGUUCUUGCACCAGGUCUGGAAUGGGACUGUUCCUGAGGGAUCCAAGCCUGGAACUUACGUGAUGACCGUAACUGCUAUUGAUGCUGAUGACCCAAAUGCCCUCAAUGGAAUGUUGAGGUACAGAAUCCUGUCCCAGGCUCCAAGCACCCCUUCACCCAACAUGUUUACAAUCAAUAAUGAGACUGGAGACAUCAUCACAGUGGCAGCUGGACUUGAUCGAGAAAAAGUGCAACAGUAUACGUUAAUAAUUCAAGCUACCGACAUGGAAGGCAAUCCCACCUAUGGCCUCUCGAACACAGCCACGGCCGUCAUCACGGUGACAGAUGUCAAUGACAAUCCUCCGGAGUUUACCGCCAUGACGUUCUACGGUGAAGUCCCCGAGAAUAAGGUGAAUGUCACAGUGGUGAAUCUAACCGUAACGGAUAAGGAUCAGCCCCACACACCGGCCUGGAACGCCGUGUACAGGAUCAGCGGUGGAGACCCUACGGGACGGUUUGCCAUUCAGACAGAUCCCAACAGCAACGACGGGUUAGUCACCGUGGUAAAACCCAUCGACUUUGAAACAAAUAGGAUGUUUGUCCUCACUGUUGCUGCAGAAAAUCAAGUGCCAUUAGCCAAGGGAAUUCAGCAUCCACCACAGUCAACAGCAACUGUGUCUGUUACAAUUAUUGAUGUGAAUGAAAACCCUUAUUUUGUCCCCAAUCCUAAAAUCAUUCGCCAAGAAGAAGGCCUUCAUGCAGGUACCAUGUUGACAACAUUCACUGCUCAGGACCCAGAUCGAUAUAUGCAGCAAAAUAUUAGAUAUUCAAAAUUAUUUGAUCCUGCCAAUUGGCUAGAAAUAGAUUCUGUGAAUGGGCAAAUCACUACAAUUGCUGUUUUGGACAGAGAAUCACCAAACGUGAAAAACAAUGUGUAUAAUGCUACUUUCCUUGCUUCUGACUAUGGAAUUCCUCCUAUGAGUGGAACUGGAACACUGCAAAUCUAUUUACUUGAUAUUAAUGACAAUGCCCCUCAAGUGUUACCUCAAGAGGCAGAGACUUGUGAAACACCAGACCCCAAUUCAAUUAACAUCACAGCACUUGAUUAUGACAUCGAUCCAAAUGCUGGACCAUUUGCUUUUGAUCUUCCUUUAUCUCCAGUCGCAAUUAAGAGAAAUUGGACCAUCACUCGGCUUAAUGGUGAUUUCGCUCAGCUUAAUUUAAAGAUAAAAUUUCUUGAAGCUGGGAUCUAUGAAGUUCCCAUCAUCAUCACGGAUUCGGGUAACCCUCCCAAGUCCAAUCUUUCCGUCCUCCGAGUGAAGGUUUGCCAGUGCGACUCCAACGGGGACUGUACGGAUGUGGAUAGGAUCGUGGGUGCAGGGCUCGGCACGGGUGCCAUCGUCGCCAUCCUACUGUGUAUCAUCAUCCUGCUCAUCCUUGUCCUGAUGUUUGUGGUAUGGAUGAAACGCCGGGAUAAAGAACGCCAGGCCAAACAACUUUUAAUCGAUCCUGAAGACGAUGUAAGAGAUAAUAUUUUAAAAUACGAUGAAGAAGGUGGAGGAGAAGAAGACCAGGACUAUGACUUGAGCCAGCUCCAGCAGCCUGAUACUGUGGAACCUGACGCAAUCAAGCCCGUAGGAAUCCGGCGGCUGGAUGAGAGACCCAUUCACGCUGAGCCGCAGUAUCCAGUUCGAUCUGCAGCCCCACACCCUGGGGACAUCGGGGACUUCAUUAAUGAGGGCCUUAAAGCUGCUGACAAUGACCCCACAGCUCCGCCAUAUGACUCCCUCUUAGUCUUCGACUAUGAAGGAAGUGGCUCCACGGCCGGGUCCUUGAGCUCCCUUAAUUCCUCAAGUAGUGGUGGCGAGCAGGACUAUGAUUACCUGAACGACUGGGGGCCAAGGUUCAAGAAACUCGCUGACAUGUAUGGUGGAGGUGAUGACUGAACUUCAGGGUGAACUUGGUUUUGGGACAAGUACAAACAAUUUCGACUGAUAUUCCCAAAAAGCAUACAGAAGCUAGGCUUUAACUUUGUAGUCUACUAGCACAGUGCUUGCUGGAGGCUUUGGCAUAGGCUGCAAACCAAUUCGGGCUCAGAGGGAAUAUCAGUGAUCCAAUGCUGUUUGGAAAAACACUGAGCUCAGUUACACUUGAAUUUUACAGUACAGAAGCACUGGGAUUUUAUGUGCCUUUUUGUACCUUUUUCAGAUUGGAAUUAGUUUUAUGUUUAAGGCUUUAAUGGUACUGAUUUCUGAAACGAUAAGUAAAAGACAAAAUAUUUUGUGGUGGGAGCAGUAAGUUAAACCAUGAUAUGCUUCAACACGCUUUUGUUACAUUGCAUUUGCUUUUGUUAAAAUACAGAAUUAAACAAAGAAACGAAAAAGAACUCAUGGAGCGAUUUUAUUAUCUUGGGGGAUGAGACCAUGAGAUUGGAAAAUGUACAUUACUUCUAGUUUUAGACUUUAGCUUUUUUUUUUUUUUCACUAAAAUCUUAAAACUUACGCAGCUGGUUGCAAAUAAAGGGAGUUUUCAUAUCACCAAUUUGUAGCAAAAUUGAAUUUUUUCAUAAACUAGAAUGUUAGACACAUUUGGUCUUAAUCCAUGAACACUUUUUUAUUUACUGUAUUUUUUUCACUUCACUGUAAAAAUGGUAUGUGUACAUAAUGUUUUAUUGGCAUAGUCUAUGGAGAAGUGCAGAAACUUCAGAACAUGUGUAUGUAUUAUUUGGACUAUGGAUUCAGGUUUUUUGCAUGUUUAUAUCUUUCGUUAUGGAUAAAAGUAUUUACAAAACAAAGUGACAUUUGAUUCAAUGGUUGAGCUGUAGUUAGAAUACUCAAUUUUUAAUUUUUAAAUUUUUUUUAAUUUUAAUUUUCUUUUUGUUUGGGGGAGGGAGAAAAGUUCUUAGCACAAAUGUUUUACAUAAUUUGUACCAAAAAACAAAAAAAGGAAAGGAAAAGAAAGGGGUGGCCUGACACUGGUGACACUACUGUGUUUUUAAAAAAAAAAAAAAAAAAAAAAAAAAAAAAAAAAAAAAAA
Fukomys damarensis (Damara mole-rat) is the source of this 3817-nucleotide messenger RNA. RefSeq names its product cadherin 2 (gene Cdh2). Gene Ontology annotation, molecular function: calcium ion binding; cadherin binding. NCBI's taxonomy places the organism in Eukaryota, Metazoa, Chordata, Mammalia, Rodentia, Bathyergidae. Gene Ontology annotation, cellular component: plasma membrane; apical part of cell; lamellipodium. The coding region runs from base 1 to 2727 and encodes 908 amino acids. Gene Ontology annotation, biological process: synapse assembly; multicellular organism development; cell morphogenesis. The transcript is spliced from 15 exons. The record is from RefSeq and is a predicted model, not a curated record.